This is a messenger RNA of Cyclopterus lumpus (lumpfish), 3811 nucleotides long. Its product is annotated as receptor-type tyrosine-protein phosphatase N2-like. Gene Ontology annotation, cellular component: secretory granule. The transcript is spliced from 13 exons. The record is from RefSeq and is a predicted model, not a curated record. The coding region runs from base 1 to 1419 and encodes 472 amino acids. Gene Ontology annotation, molecular function: protein tyrosine phosphatase activity. Lineage: Eukaryota; Metazoa; Chordata; Actinopteri; Perciformes; Cyclopteridae. Gene Ontology annotation, biological process: protein dephosphorylation.
AUGAAAACCAGCGCUCCACCGAACGCGGCCAAACUGAUCUGCAUGCGCAGCGGCCUGCGGCGAAGGCAACAAUGCAAUGGGGUCGUCAAAGUUGAGCAGAAAGAAGCCCUGGAGAAGGAAGCAAAGCUCAUCAUUCUGGAGGCCGGGGUCACCGACGGAAGCCAGAUCAACCAGAUCCCCACCAAGUACAGCCAGGCGGAGUCCACCAAGUUCCUGGUCCUCACCGUCGUGUCCAUCCUGUGCAUCGUGGCCGUGCUGCUGGCCUCCACCGUGGUCUACUGCCUCCGCCACCGCUCACACCACAAGCUCAAAGAGAAGCUCACCAAUCUGGGGACGGAUGCUGGCAGCGAUGCUACCGCCACCUAUCAGGAGCUCUGCCGGCAGCGCAUGGCGGUCAAACCGCCGUCGGAGCGUCCGGAGCCGAUGUCGUCCCGGAUCAACAGCGUCUCGUCUCAGUUCAGCGACGGCGGUCCGGCCGUGAGCCCGUCGGCGCGGAGCAGCGUCUCCUCCUGGAGCGAGGAGCCCGCCCACACCAACAUGGACAUCUCCACCGGUCACAUGAUCCUGUCCUACAUGGAGGAUCACAUGAAGAACAAGGACCGCCUGGAGAAGGAGUGGGAGGCGCUGGGCGCCUAUCAGGCCGAGCCCAACGCCUGUACCGCCGGCCUGAAGGACGGCAACGCCAGGAAGAACCGCUCCGCCGCCGUCGUGGCUUAUGAUCACUCCAGAAUCACCUUGAAGGUGGAGAACAGCCAAGGCAACUCUGAUUACAUCAAUGCCAGCCCGAUCAUGGAUCACGAUCCCAGGAACCCGGCCUACAUCGCCACUCAAGGCCCUCUGCCCUCCACCGUGGCGGAUUUCUGGCAGAUGGUGUGGGAGAACGGCUGCGUGGUCAUCGUGAUGCUGACGCCUCUGGUGGAGAGCGGGGUGAAGCAGUGCUACCACUACUGGCCCGACGAGGGAUCCAACCUGUAUCACAUCUACGAGGUGAACCUGGUGUCCGAGCACAUCUGGUGCGACGACUUCCUGGUUCGUAGCUUCUACCUGAAGAACAUGCAGACCAACGAGACGCGGACCGUCACUCAGUUCCACUUCCUGACCUGGAUCAACCAGAACGUCCCGGAGACGAGCCGGACGCUCCUCGACUUCCGCAGAAAAGUUAACAAGUGCUACCGGGGACGCUCGUGUCCUAUCAUAGUCCACUGCAGUGACGGUGCGGGAAGAAGUGGGACGUACGUCCUGAUCGACAUGGUCCUCAACAAGAUGGCUAAAGGCGCCAAGGAGAUUGAUAUUGCAGCGACUCUGGAGCACCUGCGGGACCAGAGGCCGGGAAUGGUUCAGACCAAGGACCAAUUUGAGUUUGCGUUGACGGCCGUCGCGGAGGAGGUGAACGCCAUUCUGAAAGCUCUUCCGCAGUAGGAGCAGGAGCUCUCUCGAUGGACCUCCUUCCGCCUUUGGAGGACCUUGCUUAAUAAUUUCCCUUCUCCCAUCGCCUCCAUUUGCUUCCUCGUUCCCCCAUCCCUGAUUUCCCAGUCCCCUUUCCUUCCACCGGUCCGGUCCUUAUUCGUUUUUUUUUUUUUUGUCUCGUCUUUCCUCGCCUCGUCUCCUCCCCCCCUUUCUCUCCCGUCUAACUUGACCCAUCUUUUUAUUUCCUCCUUUUACCCUGCCCUUCAUUCCCUCUCGUCUCCUCUCCUCCUGACCUCCACUUCCUCCUCUUCCUCCUCCUCUCCGUCCAUCUUGGUAAACAUUGAACCAACCCUGUACAUAGACAGACCUUCCUUCUAUUGUAACGUCCCAUGCAGCAUGUUUUCCAAAAACAUUUUCAUAGAUUGAUAAAAAAAAUAAUAAUAUAUAAUAAUUUCUGUGGUACAUUUAUCAUCGUUUUUCUGUUCGAUUUGGUCUUUGUUAUGGGUGUGUGUGUGACGGCAAUCAUCAUUCUUCUGUAUCAAUAUCUGUGUCAAGAUUUUCAGAGCCACGCUUUCUGAUAUGUUAUCACGCAGUACGAUUAAUUUGUUCUCAAGUGAUGAAAAGAUGCUAAUAAGGCGUUGUUUACGCCAAUUGUGUCAACUCUGUUAAAACGUCUGCAAAUGUUCCACUUGCUGUGAGAAAAAUAAAUUUAAAAAACACGCUGGUAACUGGAUGUGAGGUGAUAUUAUAUAUAUAUAUAUAAAUUUAUUUUUUCAACGUGAAUUCUCAUUAGAGUAGAAGCAAUAUUGUGUUCCUUCAGCCUGAAUCGUUAUCUCUCGUGGCUCGUCGCUGACGUUCCACUCGUGUCUGCCUUAAUAAAAAAUAAAAAACUCAAGUGUGGAAACCGGGCUGCCGUUGGAAACGCUUCCCUUUUUAAAAACGGCCUCAUUCAAGAGGAUUAAAGGUGCGACCGCCGAAUGAAAAACCACUCUCGUAAAAACUCCCAAGAGCAGGUGUGUGAGGUUCGAGUCCUCGAGUCGACGUUAUUGAUCAAUCUGAACGCUGGAAUGCAGCCAUUAAAAAACAACAACAACAACAACAACAAAAAUAACGAUAAAUGAGGACAGUCUUGCCUCUGGCCAGCGGUUCUUCUCUGUAGCAUCGAUGGGAGAUCUGUACAGCAGCUGAACCCGCUGUUGCAUUUCAAACUGCUUUGCGGUGACACUCGUCAGCUGGUUUUUCCCCCAAAAAGCACAUUUUGUUCUGUUUGUAAAGUGCAAAACGAAGACUCAUCAAAGGAACUCGACAGUGAUCGCUUUGUGCACCGUUUCCUUCAAACCUGCUCGUGCGUUGAAAUUCGCUGCCGUCCAAAUCAUCCAACCUGUGUUUUGAACGUACAAUAUUGUACCGAUAUUCCAGGCAGACGUUUAUUUCCAUUCAUAAAUGUCGAAGGAUACAAAAAUCUAUUAAAUCUAAUGAAUCUAUUAAACCAAACUGGCUGCCUAGAAAGCAAACAACGUUAAAAUAAAUAAGCAUAAAGUAUACUUGGGUAUACCCCGGCUGUGUUGGGCAAAGGGAUGGUGUUACCCAUAAACCCCUGUGUGUGUGUGUGUGUGCGUGUGUGUGCGUGUGUGUGUGCGCCGAGAGAACUACUACUACUCAUAAACAGUGAAGAGAACACGACUAUCACAUCCAUCUAAAGAUGCCUUUUGGGAAAAUCAGCUCGUAGUUUGUGGGAAAUCAGCUUAAUUAAGUUCACUACUUUUAAUUAGCACAGUUUUAUUUUAACCAAAUCUUGUUUGAAUCACCAAUAAUAAGACUCUGCUGCAAGUGCAUGUUUUUUUUUUUUUUUGUUGUUGUUGAUCUGAGCAAAACCCUCCAAGCAAACAAACAAAUGUCCACUUCAUAACUUUCAUGCAUCGUGCUGCACGACGAGCUCCGAGGACCUCAGAAGUACCAAAAAAAGCCAAAGGGUGCUCAUCACCUGGAAGCUGACGCAGUCUCCACGAUGAUGUAACACUGCAGCGAGCCGGUGUCACGUCGUUUGGAAUCGACACGAGGAAGUGAAACACGCUGCAGCUCGUGGGAUGGAAAUGUUUUAAAGACACCGUCGUGUAUGUUAUAAAAUGUGUGGAAAUAUAUAUACGUGGAACUGCAUUGAGAAGAAUUGAAAUGAGCUGAAUCUACCCGCUAUUUUUUUUUAUGUUUCCAUUUUCAAAUAAUAGGUGUUUCUUUUGCAGUGGAGAUGCUCAGUAGGUCAUUUCUGUGGUUCACUCCCUCCAUCAAGUGAGAAAAAGAUGGCCGUCCUGCUGCACUAACACUCUGUACAUAAACCCCCAAAAGAUAUUUUGUUCUAUCGGUGUAAACAAAUUGUGAAUAAAGUGUCAUUGUCGAUGCGGUAUUG